Molecule: messenger RNA, 1769 nt
Organism: Drosophila busckii
Lineage: Eukaryota; Metazoa; Arthropoda; Insecta; Diptera; Drosophilidae
Gene: pelo
Product: protein pelota
Exons: 5
Coding region: 262-1446 (394 amino acids)
Biological process (GO): ribosome disassembly; nuclear-transcribed mRNA catabolic process, no-go decay; RNA surveillance
Cellular component (GO): cytoplasm
Source: RefSeq, a predicted model, not a curated record
UUUUAAAAUGUCACAACGUUCGUGGUGUGGAAAUUGGCGAUUUUCGUAGGGAAUUUUGGUUAAAGAUUAGCGCUAAAAGCCACAACAACAAUUAACAAAAAUGUCUAGAAAUUUGCAUGACUUAAAUAAACGUCUAAUUCAAUGCAAGUGACAAAAAGCAUAUAAAAGCAGAAAACACAAAGCACGCAACGCCAACAACAACAAAAAGAAAAGCAAACGUCGUCGUCGUCUGUCAAACAGGCCACUGUCAAGGAUAACAAUAUGAAGUUGCUUGGUCGCUACGUGGACAAGGGCAUGCAGGGCAAUGUGACGCUCAUGCCGGAGGAGUCGGAGGACAUGUGGCAUGCGUACAAUUUAAUAGCCGAAGGCGACAGCGUACGCAGCACUACUAUACGCAAAGUGCAAAAUGAAACCGCCACCGGCUCAUCCACCAGCAGUCGCGUACGCACCACCCUAACCAUUGCCGUGGAGAGCAUUGACUUUGACACGCAGGCCUGCGUGUUGCGGCUAAAAGGACGCAACAUUGAGGAGAAUCCCUAUGUGAAAAUGGGCGCCUAUCACACACUUGAUCUGGAGCUAAAUCGCAAGUUUGAGCUGCGCAAGCCAGAGUGGGACACCAUAGCGCUGGAGCGCAUUGACAUGGCCUGCGAUCCCACACAGUCAGCAGAUGUGGCUGCUGUAGUCAUGCAGGAGGGCCUAGCACAUGUUUGCCUUAUCACAGCCAGCAUGACGCUGGUGCGCAGCAAAAUCGAAGUGUCUAUACCCAGAAAACGCAAAGGAAAUGUGCAGCAGCAUGAGAAGGGAUUGGCCAAAUUCUAUGAGCAGGUGAUGCAGAGCAUACUGCGACAUGUUAACUUCGAGGUGGUCAAGUGUGUGCUUAUAGCUUCGCCUGGCUUUGUGCGUGAUCAGUUCUACGACUACAUGUACCAGCAGGCGGUCAAAAUGGACAUCAAGGUGCUGCUGGAUAACAAAAGCAAAUUCAUGCUGGUUCAUGCUUCCUCUGGUUUUAAGCAUUCGCUUAAAGAGGUGCUGCAAGAUCCAGCGGUUUUGGCCAAAAUGUCCGAUACCAAGGCAGCUGGCGAGGUUAAGGCUUUAGAACAAUUUUAUAUGAUGCUACAGUGUGAGCCCGCCAAGGCUUUCUAUGGCAAAAAACAUGUGCUGCGCGCAUCCGAGGCUCAAUCUAUAGAAACCUUGCUCAUUUCCGACAAUCUAUUCAGAUGCCAAGAUGUUAAUCUCAGGAAAGAAUAUGUCAAUCUGGUCGAAUCAGUGCGUGAUGCUGGCGGUGAAGUUAAAAUAUUCUCUAGCAUGCAUAUAUCGGGAGAACAACUUGCCCAACUCACAGGCAUAGCCGCUUUAUUACGUUUUCCCAUGCCCGAACUGGAGGACAGUGAUGAUGAAGACGACGAGGAAGGUGCAGCCGGUGGCAACGACAGCGAUAGUGAUUAAGAAACUAAAACUAAAACAAUACUUAGCAUUUUUUAUAAAAACAAAAACGAACGAAAAAACAAUUGUUAGCAAACAUGAACAUGAAAGAAAACAAAAACACAUCUAGUGUAAUAGGUACUACGACAGACUUGGACUGUGUCAGGGCAUAUACAAUACUAUAAAUAUGCAAUUACAAUUUUUUAGGUUUAUUCAAAUAUAUAAUAGGCGACAGUUUGCAAAUUGCAUCGACGCGCGCGUUAGUUAAAAUUAUAAUGGAUUUAAAAAACUGCUUUCAAUUUCUAUAACAACGGCUAUAUAAAGUUGUUAAAUUUAAAACAUAAAAA